This is a messenger RNA of Desarmillaria tabescens, 1332 nucleotides long. RefSeq lists its product as uncharacterized. The record is from RefSeq and is a predicted model, not a curated record. Lineage: Eukaryota; Fungi; Basidiomycota; Agaricomycetes; Agaricales; Physalacriaceae. The transcript is spliced from 3 exons. The coding region runs from base 1 to 1332 and encodes 443 amino acids. Gene Ontology annotation, molecular function: monooxygenase activity; FAD binding.
AUGAAGGUCAUUAUUGUUGGCGGUGGUAUUAGCGGCCUCGCUACCUACCACGCUCUGCAGACAUACCUUCCCUCGAACGUCUCUGUCAAGGUUUACGAGUCCUAUCCAAGUCCGAAUACAACAACGUCCAGGAUUGGUGGCGGCAUUGGCAUCAUCCCUAACGGCCUUCGUGCUCUCAACGCCAUCUCCCCAGCUUCCGUACUGUACCUGAGGGCACGCGGCAACAUCUGCCCUUACUUUGCUAUCCGAAAUCAGAACGGAACCACGCUAGGCCAGCUUGGAGGUCUAGAUGAUAGGAUUUUGCUCCCUAGGGCCUCAGUGCACGAAGGUCUGCUGCUGGGAAUCCCGGCCGGCAUAACAAAGUGGGGAAGAAAAGUAGUGGAGGUGAAAGAGAGAGCAGACGCUGCCCAAGUUGUCUUCAAAGACGGCACGGAAGAAACAUGUGACCUCGUCAUCGGUGCUGAUGGCGUCAAGAGUGUAUGCAGACAGGCGCUCUUUGGCAAAGAGGUCUACCAAGCACAAUACGACGGCCUUACCGGCAUUGGCGGUUUCGCACCCUUCGCGUCACUCACUCCCGCCCUCCAAAGGAGCAUAAAAGCCGACCAGGCGGCUAUGACAUUCAGCCGCAAUGGAUUCUUUGGUUACGCUCUUUCUCUGCCUGCAGAUACCCCUGUCGACGAACAGCAAGUAAUGUUCUGGUCUACGUACGCGACCGAUACGCCUCCAACUCGUGAUCUGCCUUCCGAAGACCUACGUGCCAUCCUCAUGCAGAAACAUGGUUCGUGGAGAUCCCCUUACACCGGCGCAUUCCGUCAGAUCAUCGACGCUGCGUCGCAACCCACUGACGUGGAUUCACGUUUCACGAGAUGGCUCGUCUUACCUCGCUAUGAAAUUCUACCCUUACCGUACUGGACGUCCCUUCAUGGCACGGCCCUGGGACCUUCAACGGGCUCUGCCAGGAUCAUUCUCGUGGGCGAUGCAGCUCAUGUGGCCUCACCCUAUUCUGGGCAUGGCGCGUCUCUGGCAUUUGAAGACGCUCAAAUGCUUGGCCUGCUCCUCCGCCAUUACCUAUCCGACCCAGAGUCACUUCCCAAAGUUGCCAAGGCAUACGAGGAGAUGAGGAUUCCCCGUGUGGGAAGGAUCCUUAGAUUGGAAAGACGCCAGACGGAUGGGAAGCGUGAGAUUAGUCGGUUUAAGGCGGUAGUCAGGGAUUUAGUGCUCUGGAUUCUUUGUCAUCUGCCACUUCGCGUUAUGCUGUGGUUGAAUCCAACUCAUCUGUAUGAUGUUGAGAAGGAAGUGGCAAAAUACCUUGCAGCUAUGACCUCAAAAUGA